This is a messenger RNA of Ochotona curzoniae (black-lipped pika), 4049 nucleotides long. RefSeq names its product intracisternal A particle-promoted polypeptide (gene IPP). Gene Ontology annotation, molecular function: actin binding. The record is from RefSeq and is a predicted model, not a curated record. Bases 236 to 1990 code for a protein of 584 amino acids. The transcript has 9 exons. Lineage: Eukaryota; Metazoa; Chordata; Mammalia; Lagomorpha; Ochotonidae.
CCAGAAGCUCUGAACUCCAUCUGGAUUCCCCCCAAGUAGGAGCAACCCUGAAGCAUCAUCCACUGACUUGAUUCCAGAAUGCAUUAGCAGGACUUGAUCAGGAGCAAAAUCCCUGGACACAACCAGCACUCUGGCCUGGAAUGUGACUCAUGGAAGCCGAGGCCUAAGAGAAUGCCUGCCACAAGUAUUGUGGUGGAAGCAGAUUAUGGAUAAUAGUCCUUUAUAAUCUGUCGUCAUGGCUACCGAAUGCUGUUCCAAGGCUACUGAUAGUCCUUUUUCAUCAGAUAAACAUGCCCAACUCAUCUUGGCUCAGAUCAAUAGAAUGAGGAACAGACAGAAUUUCUGUGAUGUGCAGCUGCAAGUUGGACAAGAAACUUUUAAAGUUCAUCGGCUGGUUUUGGCUGCCAGUAGUCCUUACUUUGCAGCUUUAUUCACUGGAGGAAUGAAGGAAUCCUCAAAAGAUGUCGUUGAAAUUCUAGGGAUUGAAGCUAGAAUCUUUCAGAUACUUCUAGACUUCAUUUACACAGGUAUCGUGAACAUAGGCGUGAAUAAUGUCCAGGAGUUGAUUGUUGCAGCAGACAUGCUACAAUUGACUGAAGUUGUUCAUCUUUGCUGUGAAUUUUUGAAAGGACAAAUUGAUCCUCUGAACUGCAUUGGGAUCUUUCAGUUCGCUGAGCAAAUUGCCUGCCAUGAUCUUUUGGAAUUCACAGAAAACUAUAUUCAUGUCCAUUUUCUGGAGGUUCAUAAUGGGGAAGAGUUCCUGGCACUUACAAAGGAUCAGCUGAUCAAAAUUUUGCGCAGCGAAGAGCUUAGCAUUGAGGAUGAAUACCAAGUUUUCUUGGCUGCAAUGCAAUGGAUUCUGAAAGAUCUGGGGAACAGAAGAAAGCAUGUGGUGGAAGUGCUAGAUCCAAUUCGAUUUCCUUUAUUACCUCCUCAGAGGCUUUUAAAGUAUAUAGAAGGAGUAUCUGAUUUUAAUCUUCGUGUUGCCUUGCAAACACUUUUGAAAGAGUAUUGUGAGGUGUGCAAAUCUCCCAAAGAGAGCAAGUUUUGUAGUUUUCUACAAACGUGCAAGGUUCGACCUCGAAAGAAAGCAAGAAAGUACCUGUAUGCAGUAGGUGGAUACACUCGGCUCCAGGGUGGUCGUUGGAGCGAUAGCAGAGCCCUCAGCUGUGUAGAACGUUUUGACACCUUUAGCCAGUACUGGACCACUGUGUCUUCACUUCAUCAAGCUCGAAGUGGGCUGGGAGUAGCAGUUCUAGGAGGGAUGGUGUAUGCAAUUGGAGGUGAAAAAGAUUCGAUGAUUUUUGACUGUACUGAAUGCUAUGAUCCAGUUACUAAACAGUGGACAACUGUGGCUUCAAUGAAUCACCCUCGCUGUGGUUUGGGAGUGUGUGUAUGUUAUGGGGGUAUCUAUGCAUUAGGUGGAUGGGUUGGAGCUGAAAUAGGGAACACUAUUGAACGAUAUGAUCCCGAUGAAAACAAAUGGGAGGUUGUUGGCAACAUGGCUGUGUCACGCUACUACUUUGGGUGUUGUGAAAUGCAAGGUUUAAUUUACGUAAUUGGGGGUAUCAGUAAUGAAGGACUAGAGCUUCGUUCUUUUGAAGUUUAUGAUCCCCUUUCUAAGCGCUGGUCUCCGCUUCCUCCAAUGGGGACCAGGAGAGCCUAUCUUGGGGUGGCUGCGCUCAAUGACUGCAUCUAUUCUGUUGGAGGGUGGAAUGAGACACAAGAUGCUCUUCGUACUGUAGAAAAAUACUCCUUGGAAGAGGAGAAGUGGGUUGAAGUUGCUUCAAUGAAAGUGCCUAGGGCAGGCAUGUGUGUUGUGGCAGUCAAUGGUCUUCUCUAUGUUUCCGGAGGUCGGGCUUCCAGUCAUGAUUUCUUGGCCCCAGGCACCUUGGACUCAGUUGAAGUUUAUAACCCUCAUUCAGAUACUUGGACAGAAAUCGGUAACAUGAUCACCAGUCGCUGUGAAGGAGGUGUCGCUGUGCUAUGAAACAGAAAGCAAAAUGGAGCAUGACGAACAUUCGGCAGAUGCAGUAUUUUGCAAAUCAACCAUGUUUGGUAAUAGGACCUCCUGAUUCUAUUUGAGUUUUACAUGUAUUUGGUAGAUAAAUGACAAAAGAGUGAUUUUUUUUCCCUAAAAAUCAGAGGACCUAUGAAAUAUACCCUACAUUAAUAAAGAGGUCACACAAACUUGCCAGUCUUACAAACAAUAGACAUGACUUUUUGGACUAAUAAAUUUUCCAGCAGUCUUAUUUGUAAAAAUUAUUUGUUAAAGUCUGUGUGAGUAAUAUCCCCUUUUACAUAACUUAUAAAUGAUGUAGGAAUACAGUUUUCAAACUUCUGAUCAAUUUUCCAUGGUUAUGCUACUGAAAAUUUAGCCAGUGAAACAACUUAUUUUAUUUCAUGAUAGUUUUCACCAGGUACAGACUUUUUAUUGUUAGCAGAUAUACUUGUGGGAGCUGUGAGAAAUGUCUAGCUAUUUACAUAGAUGAGUUUUGCUUGUUUGUUACAGCCUGCAAAAAGCUUUUGUUCUCUUAUUUUUGUUUUGAUUUUGAGAAUUCAAGAAAAUAAUAAAGAGUAGUUUCUUAGUGACUUAAUUACAGUAGAAUGUUGUAAAGGGUGACAUAGCCCAGCAGGCUGUACUAAGCAUUUCGAAAUUUGCUUUUCAGAUAGUCACUAAAAUUAUCUGUAUGGUUUUAAGAGGACAUUUUAUUAGAUUAUCAUACUUUGUGAAAUUUACUUGAACCUGGGCAAGCUUGAAAACCAGUUUACUACAAUGCUAUUUUGUGGAUUGGAGGAGGCUGUUAUAAGAGCUUAUUGAAUAUCUCUAAUCCAAAAAUCUGAAAUGUGUAGGUUUUAAGUGUCAAUAUGAUAUCAGAGUUCAGAGCACUUCACUUGUUUAACCAGUGAGGUCUAUGCAGAUACUCCAAAAUUUGAAAAAUUACUUCAUAAAACUUCCCUUCCGCCCCCCCCCCACCUGCUCAGAAAAACUUUCCAUGUCUGAGAGAAAGAUCCAUCUUUUGUGUGUGACCACUAACUAUGAAUUAUUCGUACUGGCCAGUCACAGUGCAUGAAGGUUUAACUUGCUCACUUAAGAACUGAGUUCUCAUUUAUUUCAGUAUAUUGUUGGCAACAUCAGCAAUUUAGCUAGAAAAUCUUUAGAUAAAAUUGAUAACUCAGGUAGCAAUCAUAUCCAAAGGAUCUGGUUUGGCCCAUAAACUUUCAUAAAUUAUCAUUUACACGUAUUAGGAAAAACUUAUGUAGCACAGAAAGCAGGACUGCCCUGGAUGUUAAAAGGCCACUGAUACAUGCUUGGAAUCUGUUAAGAUGUCUGAUAAUGAACCAAUAAGAGAAUCUGUAGACAAUUUAAGCUCUCAUUUAUGUGCUUUUAAUAUUUCUAGUUAUAAUCUGUAUUUUGCUUCAAAACAGAUUUACAAAAUAUAAUUCCAUUCUCAUUAUCAUGCAGCACUAACCUAAAAAGGCACUGUGAAGAGAGCCAUUUUGCACUGCCAUGAAAGAAAUGUAAUGCCAAGACAAUCAAUGUUUGGGUUAAAUAAAUCCAGAUCUCAGUAUAUCCUAUGUAACGACUAAUGUUUUUAAAAGAAUGUAUUAAUAACAUAUCUGGAUUUUUUUUUACAAAGUAUUAUUGACUUAGUAUUAGCAGCAUCCCUGAAUUACCAAACUAUGGUAGGAUAUUGUAAAUUAUUGUGUGUGUGUGGUUUUUUUUGUUUGUUUUUACUGUAUAGUUUCUUUUAACUUUAGGAAAGUUUGUUUUUUUUUACAUUUAAUUCCAUUUUCUGAGCAACCAUUAGUGUCUGUUCUCAAGUAUGUGUGACAGUUCAGUGUUUCAAAAUUAUUUAAUCAAAUGAACUUGCACAUUCUGAAAAAAAUAUACCCUAUAAUUUACCUGCAAAAUAGCAGUAUUUCUUAUGAAACAGAGCAAUUGCCUAAAUAUGUACAUUUUCCCUAUUCUGAAAAAUAAUGCAUUUAAUUGAGAUCAGGAAAAUUAGAAACAAAUAAAUGAGUUUCCUUAACAAGAGUUAACCUGA